Molecule: messenger RNA, 4675 nt
Organism: Scophthalmus maximus (turbot)
Lineage: Eukaryota; Metazoa; Chordata; Actinopteri; Pleuronectiformes; Scophthalmidae
Gene: epb41a
Product: erythrocyte membrane protein band 4.1a
Exons: 17
Coding region: 172-2439 (755 amino acids)
Biological process (GO): cortical actin cytoskeleton organization
Cellular component (GO): plasma membrane; cytoskeleton
Molecular function (GO): structural molecule activity; actin binding
Source: RefSeq, a predicted model, not a curated record
CCACGCGCUCCGCUUGGUCCUGGUACCUAAACACAUUGUCUAACGCCGCCUGAUAACGCUCAUCCGUUACUGUAUUACCGGAUGCUGCUGAGGGACGGUGACCGCUGAGCAUCUGCCUUCGUACACGAGCUUUUCUUUAGCUGGAUGAUCUGAACGUUGCGCGCUGUUGCCAUGACAACAGACGAGGCAGAGAGUCACCAGAAGAAGCCAAGGCAGCAGGAGGAAGCCGGCCAGGACGCCCGGCCGCCCUCUCCCGAGGAGGAGCAGCUCCGGCCUCGCAACCGCAACUCUGCUAGCCGCGGCCUCUCCCGCCUCUUCUCCUCCUUCCUGAAGAGGCGCUCACAGUGUGAGAGUGAGGGGGGAGAGAGGGAGGACAAGCAAGAAGAAGAAGAAGAAGCUAAAGCCCCCAUCGCUGACCCUGAACCUGAACUGAGAACAGAAGGAGAGGUCGCCCUGGAUCAGCACUCAGUAAGCAGUGCCGAGGCUCAGACUGUCCAGGUAGAGGAGAAGGAAGCCGAGGAGGAGGAGGAGGAUCAGGAGGAGGAGGGUGGAAAGGACAAAGAAAACGACAAGGAGAAAGGCGAAGAGGCUACCCUGGAUAACGAGGAGGACAAGGAGAAGGAGCAGGAGGAGGAGAAAGAGUGUGCUCCUGAAGGCGGCAGUAAGGUAGAGAAGGAAGAGAAGACAACAGAGGAGGAGGCCAAAGCACCCAGAGCUCCACGCCGAGCCAAGACCAUGGACAUCAAAGUCACCCUGCUGGACGACACUCUGUACGAGUGUGAGCUGGAUAAACAUGCGACAGGCCAGGAGCUGUUCAUGAAGGUGUGUGACCACCUCAACCUGCUGGAGAAAGACUACUAUGGCCUGACCAUCUGGGAGACACUCACCAUGAAGAACUGGAUGGACAUGACUAAGGAGAUCCGCCGGCAGGUACAAGGUUCCAACUACAGUUUCACCUUCAAUGUGAAGUUCUAUCCACCGGACCCGGCCCAGCUGUCUGAAGACAUAACAAGGUACUACCUGAGUCUCCAGCUGCGUAGGGACAUCCUGCAGAGUCGUCUUCCCUGCUCCUUCGUGACCCUGGCCCUGCUCGGCUCCUACGCCCUGCAGUCAGAGCUGGGCGAGUAUGACCCGGAGAUGCACGGCAGUGAAUAUGCUAAGGAUUUGAAAAUGGCCCAGGGUCAGACCAAGGAGCUGGAGGACAAAAUGAUGGAGUUGCAUCAGACAUACAGGUCGAUGAGUCCAGCCCAGGCAGAUCUGAUGUUCCUGGAGAAUGCCAAGAAACUGUCUAUGUACGGAGUGGAUCUCCACCAGGCCAAGGAUCUGGAUGGUGUUGACAUCAUGCUGGGGGUUUGCUCCAGUGGUCUGAUGGUCUACAAAGACAAACUGAGGAUCAAUCGUUUCCCUUGGCCCAAAGUCCUCAAGGUCUCAUACAAACGCAGCAGCUUCUUCAUCAAAAUAAGACCAUCGGAGGUGGAACAGUUUGAGAGUGCAAUUGGCUUCAAACUGCCUAAUUACAAGGCAGCCAAGAAGCUGUGGAAGGUGUGUGUGGAGCAUCACACCUUCUUCAGGCUGACCUCCACUGAGAUGGCCACUACUCCUAGGAAGUUCUUGGCACUGGGCUCCAAGUUUCGCUACAGCGGUCGGACUCAGGCACAGACUAGACAGGCGAGCUCUCUGAUCGACAGACCAGCUCCUCUGUUCCAGCGCUCCUCCAGCAAGAGGAACUCACGCAGCCUGGAUGGAGCCAUGGCAUCCACUCCUGACAACAAAUCCACUCGUCCGGUCAGCGCUCCUGUUAUGUCACUGGUGUCUCCUGGGGAGGCAUCCCCUUCACCACUGCUGGCCGCCCUGACUCGCUCUGACCACCAUGAUGGCUCCACACCUAGAAGUCGCCGCUCUACAGACAGGAAGGCAGAGGUGAAGAAGGAAAGUCAGCCAGCUGAGUAUACCAGGAGCCACAGUCCCAGACCGGAGUCCACUGCAGAGAUCAAGCUUUGUCCGUGCUACCAGACAGUGGCCAGGAGAGAGAGGAGGCACUCCCCCUCUGUGACCACCACCAAUGGGGAAAGAGAAAAAAAGAGCCAGCACUCUCCUCAGGACAGAACAAAGGCGGAGGUGGUGCGAGUGAGGAAGAAAAGAGCAAAGAAACUUGAGGGUGAAACUAUUUAUAUCAGACAUAGCAAUUUAAUGUUGGAGGACGUGGAUAAGACCCAGACUGAGAUCAUGCGUCACCACACUAGCAUCAGUGAGCUGAAAAGGAGUUUCAUGGAGUCUGUGCCAGAUCCUCAGCCCAGUGAGUGGGACAAGCGUCUCUCCACCAACUCACCUUUCCGCACGGCAAGCAUCAAUGGCCAGCUCCAACCAGCGGAGAGGAUGUCCACAGUUGUACCUGCACACAGAGUAGUUGAUGGUGUGUCUGAGGUAAAGGUGCUCUGAUCUUGUGCUCUCUGGUACAACACUGUCCGGCAUUUCCUUCAUGAGCUCUGUAAAGAAUGGCACCUGGAGGCUGUGGCCGUCGCCUCUGUUAACUAGAGGUUUUCCAACUUCAACAGACUGUGCCCAGUUGCAACAUUACGGGUUCAGUAUGCUUCAAACCAACUAGUUUAUAUAAUGCUGCCUGAACAUGCAGCAUUUGUUUAUACUAAAUAGCAACACUUGCACUCUUUUUGGUGAAGAGAGGUUGCCAUCAUAGAAUAAGACAAGAUUUGAUUAAUUGCAGAAAGGGAAACAAGGGUGGACCCUUAAGGACACUCUAUUCUCAAAGAUAUUCAUGGUCCUUUACUUGGCUGUUCAACCGACUGAAGUGUUUAUAUGAAAAAUGGAAAAAUAGAGUAGGACAGGUUUAAAUCUUCCAUAAUCUGUGCAGUCGCUUUGUGAAGCUGGUUUUAGAAAAGUUACAAAAACUGUCAAAACCGCAGCCCCCUUAACUGAAGUCUAAAAGGUGUAGAUGAAAGGAAGAGUUUUUCAGCACUGUUCAAAAACCUGACCCCACUUUGUUUGAAGCAUACUGGCACCUUUGUAGGUGCCUUGUGCUGGACCAUUCCCUAAACCCUAAACUGGUCCCCCUUACCACUGCCUUUGCUCUGUGAAUGGCUACUGCAAGCUUUGUCAUCCUGCUUGAUGUGCCUAUCGAAACGCAUGGCCAGGUCAAUGCUGAUACUGUAUUUGAAUGACUUGUGCCUGAUACAAUCAGAAAAAGGCUGAAGAGCAAGAGAACACAGGAAAAUAAGGUUAAGAACAAUAAUCAGUAGCCAGAGGACUGACACCCCCCUUCCCCUCCCCCAUCUGUCUCACCCUCCAAUUCUCUUCCCUGUAUCAUCCUACUUGGGUGUCUUUGUAUGUUUUCCUGUGUCUCUGUCUUGUAUAUCUGCCACAUCUCUCCUCCUCUCCUUUUCCCCUCACUCUGUAAAGUCUGGGCCCCAGUGAAAACCCCACCAACUCCAUCCUUUCCCCCAAAGCCUCCAGCAUCAUUUCCUGCGCGUUCAGUUAAUGACUCUGAAGGUCAGAGAGGAUCUCAGUCCUCUGACCUCCUCUCCUUUCCCUCUGGCUCUCGGCUCUCCUUUACUAAAACAACUUGAAGACAAAGUUUCUGUCCCAGUUAUUGGGUCCUGCACAAUAAUGAUAUCAUUGCCUUUUUUAUUUUAAACUCAAAAUAAUUCAGCUAUAACAGCACUUUUUCUGCUGAAAGCCUAAAGCACAAUUUUGGUUAUUCCAUAUCAUUGCUGAAUGCUUGGAAAUUUGAUGACACAUAAGAUGAAAAAAAAUAUAAAUAGUCUGCAUUGCACCAACAUACACCACUUGAAGUUCUCAGAUUCUCCCUGAGCUGUGAGACUCUCAUAUAUUGCCUUGUGUGCAGUACUACGUCCCAUCACCCCAGUGACUGCAUUGCAGAACAACCUUAAGCUCACCUUAAGUGUUUCAUGGUGAGCUCUUCCAGAGUUCCUGUCAUUUGAGAUGCCAAAAUAUCUCGCAGACUGUUGGUGCAUUGUAAAGCAAUGCAGAUGACAAAUGUUUUUUAAACUUUUAAACUUUGCACUUCCAACAUGGUUUGCACUAGACAGCAUUGUAGCUGUCAGAGAAUUCCCAUCCAGUCAAGCACAUAUUUAUUAAACCUCAGUCACUCCUCCUCUCCUCCUGUUCCAUUCUGCCACCGUUGCUCUGUCAAAAGUGUAGCCAGAUUCAACCACCUCCCUGUCUUCUUUUUUUUACAGUACAAUUGAUGCAAUCUCAGCUAUACAUUUGAUUUCCUGUCAUUUAGGCCAUGGUUCAAAUAAUAAAUCAGCUGGUUGUCCUUCUCCUUCUUUUGCUAAACUAUUGUUGUUAAAUUACAGUUGAAACAAGCUAUGGUCAUAUUAUUUCAAAUAACAGCAGUCAUUCCCUUUACUAAGCACCACUUCCCUUAUUUACUGUUGCUACGCCAGUCAAAUGUUCCAUUCUAGCACUGUGUUUGAUUUGUUAUAAUCAUUGUGGCAGAUUUGCCACCUUCAGAAUUUGAGGUAAUUCUUAAAAAAAAAGUGGUUCAUUGAUUUCACAUAGAGGUAAAACAGUGUUCAUAUCAUCCAAGCUGAAUAGAUAGCUGUGGCUACUAUAGCUUUAAUCAGCUCCAACUUGCUACCUGAUUAACUGCAUCUGCAGGAAAACUUUAAAUGGGCAUUUGAUGGCUACAUAUACA